AUGAACCGGGAGAUGUUUGCGAUCGUGGCGAGAGCUCUGCAGCAGCAUGGCAAAAGCAAGGCGAUGAAUCCGUGGCUGCUGCUCGCUCUCCUUGGACUGUGCAGCCCAGACGAUCCUUUCCAGGGCCACAUCCACCAGCUUCUCCUGGGGGAUCCCAAGGUGUUCCCAGCCCAGCCAGGAUACAUAAUUCCAGGUUGUCUGGCAUCUGCCCUGGGGUCUCCUCCAGGUGGACGUGUCCAGAACACCUCCACUAGGAGGCGACCAGAAGGCAUCCUGACUAGAUGCCUGAAACACCUAAGCUGGCUCCUUUCAAUGAGGAGAAGCAGCGGCUCUACUCCGAGCUCCUCACAGAUGUCCAAGCUCCUCACCCUAUCCCUAAGGGUGCACCCGGCCACCCUUGCGGCGUUUGGGCCCAGCAAACAGGAAGAAGAGGACUAUGAGGACGUCCCCAUAAAUAAGACAUGGGUUUUAUCACCCAAGGUCUAUGAGAGCGAUGUGACCUUGAUCUUAAAUAAAUUGCUGCAGGGCUAUGACAACAAACUACGGCCUGACAUUGGAGUGAGGCCAACAGUGAUUGAAACAGCUGUGUACGUCAACAGCAUUGGACCAGUGGACCCCAUAAACAUGGAAUACACCAUCGACAUCUUCUUCGCCCAGACGUGGUACGACAGCCGCCUUAAGUUCAACAGCUCAAUGAAACUGCUCAUGCUCAACAGCAACAUGGUAGGCAAAAUCUGGAUUCCUGACACAUUCUUCAGGAAUUCCCGGAAAUCAGAUGCCCACUGGAUCACCACUCCAAAUCGCCUCCUGAGACUGUGGAGCAAUGGGAGAGUGAUGUACACACUGAGGUUGACUAUUAAUGCGGAAUGCUACCUUAAGCUGCAUAACUUUCCAAUGGAUGAGCACUCGUGUCCGCUGGAGUUUUCAAGCUACGGUUAUCCUAAGAAUGAGAUCAUGUACCGUUGGCAAAGACGCUCGGUGGAGGUGGCAGACCAGCGCUACUGGAGACUCUACCAGUUUGCCUUUGUGGGGUUGAGGAACACCUCUGAGGUGGCACAUACCCAGUCAGGGGAAUACGUGAUCAUGACAAUCUUUUUUGACCUGAGUCGGAGGAUGGGCUACUUCACCAUUCAGACCUACAUUCCAUGCAGUAUGAUCGUGGUCUUGUCCUGGGUCUCGUUUUGGAUCAACAAGGAUGCAGUCCCAGCUCGCACAUCUCUGGGCAUUACCACAGUGCUCACCAUGACAACUUUAAGCACCAUCUCCCGGAAGUCCCUGCCCAAGGUGUCCUACGUCACUGCCAUGGACUUGUUCGUGUCUGUCUGUUUCAUCUUCACCUUCGCUGCGCUCAUGGAGUACGGCACUCUGCACUACUUCACCAGCAACAGACAGACCAAGAAGGCCAAGACUAACAACAACACACAGCAGAAAACAUCUAGUAUGGUGAACAUCCGUCCCGGGACAUCCCUUCUCCAGAUGAACAAUAUUGUGCCCUAUCACGAGGAGGAUGACUACGCCUACGAGUGUUUGGAUGGAAAAGACUGCGCCAGCUUUUUCUGCUGCUUCGACGACUGCCGUUCAGGUGCCUGGCGUGAGAACAGGAUGCACGUGCGGGUUUCCAAGAUCGACUCAUACUCACGAAUAUUCUUUCCCACCGCCUUUGGCCUUUUUAAUUUGGUUUACUGGAUAGGGUACCUGUAUCUAUAAAACAAACGCCAUGAAGAGGGCAGAUUGAUAUUUU
Molecule: messenger RNA, 1741 nt
Organism: Myripristis murdjan (pinecone soldierfish)
Lineage: Eukaryota; Metazoa; Chordata; Actinopteri; Holocentriformes; Holocentridae
Gene: gabrg1
Product: gamma-aminobutyric acid type A receptor subunit gamma1
Exons: 10
Coding region: 1-1707 (568 amino acids)
Biological process (GO): gamma-aminobutyric acid signaling pathway; chloride transport; monoatomic ion transmembrane transport
Cellular component (GO): membrane
Molecular function (GO): GABA-A receptor activity; extracellular ligand-gated monoatomic ion channel activity
Source: RefSeq, a predicted model, not a curated record